Daucus carota subsp. sativus is the source of this 778-nucleotide messenger RNA. RefSeq lists its product as uncharacterized. The record is from RefSeq and is a predicted model, not a curated record. Bases 150 to 494 code for a protein of 114 amino acids. Lineage: Eukaryota; Viridiplantae; Streptophyta; Magnoliopsida; Apiales; Apiaceae. The transcript is spliced from 7 exons. Gene Ontology annotation, molecular function: protein phosphatase inhibitor activity. Gene Ontology annotation, cellular component: cytoplasm.
AUUCAUCGCCACAUGGCAAAUAGCCAAAUAGUGCUGCAAUUCCCGGGUCUGUAAUUCUGUAUGAUACCUUUCUUCUACUCUUCUCAUCUUCAAUCGUUGAAAACCCUAGCUCACUCUCCAUCAAUUCGUCGUUCAAAGUCAAGAGUGCAAUGUCAAACCCUGAUGAUGUUAAACAAGUCGGUGGAGAUGUGUCGAUGGACUGUGAUAACUCAUCAAAUCAGAAAGAGGAGGAGGUAAUAAAAAGGAAAUAUGGGGGAAUCGUACCUAAGAAGGCACCACUCAUUUCUAAGGAUCAUGAACGUGCCUAUUUUGAUUCUGCUGAUUGGGCUUUGGGAAAGCAAGGUGCAGAGAAACCUAAAGGACCCCUGGAGGCACUUCGGCCCAAGUUGCGGCCAACACAGCAACCAACGCGAUAUCGUAAAUCUCCUUGUGCUCCCUCGGAAGGAGAAGAGGCAAGUAAUGAUCCAUCUGAGGACACAACCACAAAUGGAUGAGAGGCCAAUUCUGCUCUGUGAGCUUAUCAGGGAUAUACAUUGUUUGUCCAUUGAUAUUCAGAUAGUCAUAAAUGUGAGACAUCUUUCGCUGUUUUAUGAAUAAAUUUUACAGCAACUUCUGAAAUGGCUCAAACAAAAAGUGAUUUAAAGCCAGAUUCCAUUUGUGUCUGUCUGUUGUGGAAGAAUUUUACUUCAAAUACCAGUUGUUGCUUUGAUUGUAGAGAUUGGCUUUAGAACUAAAAGGCAUCUUUGUUAUAUAAAAGAAAAUUGAUUCAGAACUUCAA